CAUGAUUUAUUCUUUUCAGGGAGCCUCGCAAAAGAUAUUCAAGAACCAACAAUGCUCAAAUGAAAAUUCUGUUGGAGUUCAUGGAGAACAACCCACAGAUGGCACGUUGCGAGCUGGAUGUCACUGAGGAAGGAGAUCUGUCGGAAUACUUGGUGAUCAAGUUGAACAAUGCCGGAGAUCAACGUGGCCUUAAGGCAUGGAUGAAGACGUAGCAUGAUCUCAUAAAGACAGUCAAGCAGUGUUCUGAUUUGAUCAGCAAUGGAGAGCGUAACCGUCCCAUUAUCAGACAUUCAUGUGAGGGUCAUAAGAUUAGUUGAUGUAAAGACUACAGCUCAUCAACAGCUCCCACAUAACCCCAAUCUGGUUCAGCAGCAGCAGUUUGAUGAUCAGUUUCUAGAGCAACAGGUAGAUAGUCCAAUUCGACAACAGCUUCCUAAAGGCUUGGCACAGUAGCAGCAGCUGCCGACUAUAUCAAAAAACUUUCUGAGCCAGCUGGAGUCGAAAGUUAUUAAAAGAAAGACUGAACCUGAUGACGUUAACCUGCACGAACCUGUAGAAAAGAGGAGGAUGUACAUGAAAAGUAAAUAUAGCCAGGUUGGCUUUGCGAACCUUCUGGGUUUAACUACAUCUCCAUCAAAGAAGUCAGCAUCAUCUUCGAAUGGUCCAAAAGCUAGUUCUACUGGCAACAGACCAGAAGUUGUAGAUUUGACAAAUGAGAAAUCAGCAACUGUCAAAAAGGCUGUUAUUACAGAAAUGAAACAGCACAAUGAAAAUAUUCAGCAAUUAGGUGCUGAAUUAACAAAAGCAAUCAACGAUGGCUUCAAAAGUUUAGUAACAAUUUUAGCAAGGAUGCUAUCAGCCAUGUAUAACCAACAUGUUGCUCAAAAUAAUGUUGAUUUAAAGUCUGACGUCAAAGAAGAGCAAACUGUAAAUGGAUAUGAAGCCAUUGAGUACGAUGAGGAUGACAACAAUGAAUUGAAGGAAGAAGAGGAAGAGAAAGCCUUCGGAGAGAAUGAAGAUGAACAAAUGAUACUUGCAGGAGAGCUGUUCGAAGAUGAUCCAGAUGAUUACGAGGAAGAGUACCUGGCAGAAUUCCUUCAAAAUAAUUUUGAUACAGAUGAAUUAUCAAAAGAAAGAUUCCCUGAUGAUCCUUAAAAACUCCAUUGCUGCAAAUAAUGGUUUUUACGAAGUGUUAUCAAGAAAUGUAAAACUAUUUUUGUUCUUUUUCUAUACCAGUUUAUGUAACGCUACUUUUU
Molecule: messenger RNA, 1256 nt
Organism: Nasonia vitripennis (jewel wasp)
Lineage: Eukaryota; Metazoa; Arthropoda; Insecta; Hymenoptera; Pteromalidae
Product: acidic leucine-rich nuclear phosphoprotein 32 family member A-like
Exons: 3
Coding region: 568-1155 (195 amino acids)
Source: RefSeq, a predicted model, not a curated record